GAAGCUUUCUAAUUUUUUGCCGUUACAUUUCCAGGAUAAAUCCCGCAGUAUCAUAGAAGCAGCGGCAUUUCUACCUGCACAGAAAAGAAGCUUGACCGGUUUACAAGCUAGCAGGCCGUGUAAAUGACACCGGCUGAACUUCAUGUGGCACACAGGAUGAGUAUUCUCUGACACCAGCACUUGGCGCAACAGUGCAGUAUAAUCGGGCGAGGUAAGAGGGGAGCCUGGCUUAUAGCUGGAGCCUUAUGUGUGGCGGCUCCAUACUGCCGUGGCAAGCCAUUUUAACAUUCAUUCCUUUAAAAUAACCAUUUUGGUGUUACUAGAACUUGUUUUUAAUGGUUAUCUGGGAUUGCAGCUAGAUGGUUUACUGGCAUCACUGCAAUUUUGCUAAAAAACUAGGCUGAUCCAAUAGAGACAUUGGAUAAUUACUGAAAUCUGUUCAGCUAUGAAAUAUGUACUUCAGGCUAAACAAGUAUGUAUUCCAGUAGUUGCCGGUCUGUAUUAACCCUUAAAUGCAUGAAUGUUUUGCCAAUCGUUAUUACAGACACGUGCGGAGGGGGGUGCUUGGGCGCCUAAAGUGCCCUUUUGUAAUUAAACACCCUUUUGUGAAGGCCUAUUUGAUCUUUUAGUAAUUAGCCUUAAUUGCUCACUUUCAGACACCUUAAGUAAUUAAGGGCACUACCAUGAUGCCUUCAAUAACGUUUCUCAGUAGGGCCUUUCGCACCACAGGAACUAUUUCACAGUACCCAAACUAACUGUGGUGCUACCCAUUUCAGCCAUUUGCAUUUGAGACUAGAAAUGAUUCAAGUUCCAAGAACUACGUUUAAUCAGCUCCUAGUUCAGAGCAGGGUUUAAAACAGUUCCAGGGACUAUCAGUGACAUAAGUGUAAGCUGAUUGGCUAAACGUGUAUGACAUUGUAUCAAUGUGUUAUAAACGGCUUCCUCUUCUGCGUUUUCUGCUUGUAUCGGCCUCAGUGACAUGUAACAUGUGACAUUACUUCUUAAAAGGUACUGCUAAAUAGUUAUCGCAAAAUCGUCCCAGUGCUUUAGAACAGUACUUUUAUUUCCGGAACUAAAGUGCUAUAGUUCUCAGCGGAACAGUACACUUAUUUUUAUGAGAACCGUUCAAACAGCUGUUGUUUAUAUUGCCGUGUGUUGCCUGCGAAAGCAAAGUGUUUUCCUAAAGACAAUUUUUUUUACAUUUUUAUUCAAAUUAUCGUUGAAUAUUAAAAUGCAGGGAGAGUCGAGAACGAUGUCUUGUGCAUUUAAGGGUUAAAUAUUAACUGAUGUGAGCACUGACCAGAACUAUAGCUACACCUGAAACCGGCCUUUGUGCUAGUUGGAAGUGAAUAAGAAGUAGGAUAGGAAUGCGUAAACUCCUUUUUUUUUUCGAGGACACAGGUUAGUCUUGUGAGAUGAAUGUUAAACCCGCUUGCCAUAUACUGCGGCUGUUGAGAAAAGCCUUCUGGAUGGUCCAUUCAGACGAUGCCCCCAACAGCGCGCGGACUUCUGCUGCACCUUCACUGUUUACUUCACACACGAAGAGCCUCUGACGCGCGGAAAAUGGUGCAACUGGCAAAAGGCGGAGUGAUGUAGUACUCUUAAGUGCCAUGAAGAAACAGAAGCAGAUUCCACGCCGGUCUAGCAGCACAUCCAUCGCUCCACACGCCUGAAGAUGAAGAUGAUCUCAUGCUUGCGCCAGUUCACCUCCCUGUCUCGCUUAAAAACAAUGUCUUCGAGGAAAUGCGCCGCGUGAUUCAAUAUCUCCCGAUCGCUUUGCCGCUUUAAAUGAAUUAAACUGCGACCCAAAAAUGAAAUUUCCAACGGAAAACCCAAGGAAACCAGGGAACUGGAACCCUCCACCAGUGCCAGUGCAGACCAACCUGGUGCCGCCGAAGAAGGUCCAACCAGGGAUGUUGCAGUCCAGCUUGGUGCAGGCCAGUGUGGCCACCAUGCAGAACCCCAUGGGCUGCUCUUUACCUCGCCUUUCUGUCUCCCGGCCCGCUAGUAUGGUGGCCAGCAUGGAAGCGGUGGCGGACGGCUCAGCCCUCCUCACGGUCAUGAAGUGGAAGACUGUCCUUGCCGUGUUUGUGGUGGUGGUAGCGUACCUGGUCGCCGGCGGUCUGGUGUUCAGAGCCCUGGAGCAACCUUUUGAGAGCAACCAAAAAGACGCCAUCACUUUGAAGAAAGCCGCCUUCCUGGAGAAACAUACCUGCGUGACCCGAGAUGAGCUGGAAGAGCUCAUCAAGCACUCCGUAGAAGCAGUGAACGCUGGCGUCAGUCCUAUCGGAGACACGUCAUACAACUCCAGUCACUGGGAUUUAGGGAGCUCCUUUUUCUUCGCUGGAACCGUGAUAACAACAAUAGGUUACGGCAACAUCUCUCCAAGUACAGAGGGUGGGAAGAUUUUCUGCAUCCUUUAUGCAAUUUUUGGCAUCCCACUCUUUGGCUUUCUUCUGGCUGGUGUUGGUGAUCAACUAGGGACGAUUUUUGUGAAGAGCAUUGCUAAAGUGGAGAAGAUGUUCAGGCGCAAACACAAUCAAAUAAGCCAGACCAAGAUUCGAGUGGCCUCUACAUUGCUCUUCAUCUUGGCUGGCUGCAUUCUCUUCGUCACCAUACCAGCCAUUAUCUUCAAGCACAUUGAAGGGUGGACUGGGCUGGAAGCGAUUUAUUUUGUGGUCAUCACACUGACAACUGUUGGGAUCGGAGAUUAUGUUGCAGGAGGCAAUCGAAGAAUAGAGUACCGGAAAUGGUACAGACCGCUGGUGUGGUUCUGGAUCCUGGUUGGGCUGGCUUACUUUGCUGCGGUUCUGAGCAUGAUUGGAGACUGGCUCAGGGUGCUUUCUAAAAAGACAAAAAUGGAGGUGGGUGAAAUUAAGGCUCACGCUGCCGAAUGGAAAGCCAACGUUCGCGCAGAGCUCCGUGAAACCAGGCGGCGGCUCAGCGUGGAAGUCCACGACAAACUGCAAAGGGCCGCCACCAUUCGCAGCAUGGAGCGCAGGCAACUAGGUUUCGACCAGCGGGCCCAUUCCCUGGACAUGCUGUCCCCCGAACGACGAGCUGCCUUCAACAGCCUGGACACCGCCAACUACAAAACAUCCUCCCAGGAGAGCAUCGACACAAAGCUCAACAACUUGCGUCUACGAGUUGAGCAGAAUGAGCAUCGGCGGAGCGACCCAAGCCAGGCGUACUCGGAAGACAACAUUUUCAACCGUCUUGGCUCAGUCACAAAACUAGCCAAACGGAACAAGAACAAAGAGUUGAGGAAAAACAUCCCAGACGACGGCAGGAAAGCCUUAGAUUCCUUCAGCUGUAAUACUCCCACAAUGGAUGAGGAGAAGAAAGAGGAGGCAGAGGACGAGGAGCUUGAGAAAGAGGUCAACACCAGUCUGACCAACUUACCUCUCUUUGUGGAGAGCCCCAAUAAACAAAACGGAUUCAUGCCUCUACCGCCACAGACCAAAGAGGAAGAAAACGAGACAAAACUUGAAGACAAAGAGUUCCAUUUGCAGAUGGAGCCCUAAGGGGAAAUGUGUAGGAAAAUAACAUAUGCCUAAAGUGCCUUGUUUAGCCCUUACCCUGAGCUGAGAUAUGAGAAUCUCAAUUUCUGCUGUUCAUUUAACUGUUCACUGUGUCCUGAUAACUUGAUAAUGGAAAUAUGGUGACAGUAGCACUGGAAGACAACUGGUUCUGUUCUUCAGACAACUGAAAAAUGCUUGCGUUUUGUGUACUGGACAAAAUCCGUAGCAAGCUACAUUGGCAGAUAGUAUGAAUUGUGACUGAAAGUGCAGACUGUCUCUUUCUGCCAGACUGUGCUUCAAGGUCAUCUGUCAGGAAGCAUAACUGCUUAAAAACAAUGUCUGUCCAGAUCCCCACCCAUUCAAAAUGAAGAAACCUACCUUGAGACUUGAAUUCCCUAUGAUCAUAGAUGAUCAAACUCUUUGAAUAUGAAGAAACCGUGUUAAAUUGGUGACACAUUGCAUAUGCACGGAACUCUACUCACCUGUAAAACAAGUCAAGUGCAUCGAUAUGUGAUCCAGAUUUAUGAAGUUAUCCUAUGAAAUCUCAGGGCUUGUAGUCCUACUGUAAUUGUCAAAUUGUAAGGUAUGUCUGACAUACAAUUUGCUAAAUAUCUAAAGCUGUUGCUACACGGUACUGUUUUCAUAGUUUUAAUUUUAGGACAGUGGGACAAAAGAGAAGCCAUAAGGUAGAAAGUCAUGGAAGGUUGAAUAUCUAGUAGAGUUUAGUCACAAACUGCUGAACAUAUCCAUUUAUUUGAUUUAAAGGGAUAGUUUAGCCAAAACUCUAAAAACCAAAAAAUGUUUAAAAUGUUUUGUUGAAGUGAGUAAGAUCUAGGGCUGGGCGAUAUAUCACAUGCUAUAGUCAUGUGCAUCUAAUUCCUUAAUUUGUGGUAAAUCUCAGUCACCUUCAAAUAGAGCGGCAGUUAAUACACGGAGCUGUUGAUCACUGACAAUCAUUUUUGCGUAGCUUGUCAGUGAUCUACGGAUGCUAUGCGUGACUAUAACCUAGCCCUAGUAAGAUCCAAAACGAGAUAUGUUGAUCUUGCCUUUUCUAUUUUUGGGUGUACUGUCCCUUUAAGCAAUUGUCAAAUAAGCAAUUUCUGAGAAUAAAGUGAAUCUUGUAGCCAAUCUGCAGAAAGGGGCGUGCCCACUCAUAAAGGGGGAGGUGCCUGUUGCAUAGCAUUUGAAUGUGGAGGCUGAGCUGACAAGAUAGGAUGCGAUCCAUUUGGGAAGGGGCCUGUUUUAGCUAUUUCAAAUAUCAACAGUUUUGCAGAAAUCGCUUACAGCACCUUUAUUUAUUUGACAUAUUCACAAUGUUACGUUGAUUUGCGAACGAUCAGGGUAAAAUCUUAAAUAAUCGAAGUCCACUAGACAUUCUGUACGUGAAAUAUGAAAGAAAUAUAUGGCAUACUUAUGUCUCAGCUUUAUGAAAGUAUAGGAUGCAGUUUCAUUUAGGAUUGACAGGGAAACGCUAUUUAUUGGUUUGAAAAUACCAUUUUGCACUUUUUACCACUUUCUCUCUUUAGUUCCGUCUCUUCUUGUCCAGAAUGUUUCUGGACUAAGACUUUUGACACACCACUAAACAAUGCCGUGCUAAUCGCCUGGGAGCGUCUGACAUAUUUGUGUGUUUGUGCGUGUGUGUAUGUGUGUGUGUGUGUGUUUUUGUUGAAACCAAAUACCGCUUCGUCUGAUGUGAUUGUUGUCUUGCUGACUGUAUUAAUGAAAACUCCCUGAGGCAGACACACGUAUCGGUACCUCAUUCCCACCACCUCGUAAACGCACACAUACACAUUUACAGCUGCAGCAAAAUGCUUGUUGUUGAGCUAAUGUUAAUUACUCUUUUCAUGUUUGCAAUAGUCUAGAGCGAAUGCAGCAACGGACUGAAUAUUUGUUAUAUGAAAAAAGCUAUGAAAAUUUUAAAGCAUUCAAAACUAUUUAAAGACAUGGAUCCCUUAAAGCAUGCUAUUGUGCUAAUAUGUUAUCAUGCUAUGGUAUUGAUUGUACCACAAACAUGCUUCUUGAGACUUUGAAAUGUCCAUGUUUGAGCUCUACUUUCGGGCUGCACAUGCUAGUAAAUUGCUGUUCGCAGUAUCUGCAGUAUCUUGUGCAACCAUUACAUUCAAUGUAGUGAGUGCCUUUUGGAAAUAAACACAGUUGAAGAAAAAAAAACCCAAAA
Molecule: messenger RNA, 5697 nt
Organism: Puntigrus tetrazona (Sumatra barb)
Lineage: Eukaryota; Metazoa; Chordata; Actinopteri; Cypriniformes; Cyprinidae
Gene: kcnk10a
Product: potassium channel, subfamily K, member 10a
Exons: 7
Coding region: 1812-3524 (570 amino acids)
Biological process (GO): potassium ion transmembrane transport; stabilization of membrane potential
Cellular component (GO): membrane
Molecular function (GO): potassium ion leak channel activity
Source: RefSeq, a predicted model, not a curated record